CCAAAAUUGAGCGAUUCGGUCACGAUGUCGAUAGAGAAUCCACUAGCGGCUAUUCCGACAGAUCAGUUGGUGCACCAACUCGUGCAAGAGCUUGCCAGACGUGUAGAGAAACUGGAGAAGAAGAACGAGGCUAAGAAAGAACAGAACCCUGCAGAAAGAGAGUCUCAAGCUGGCUGCUCUACAGAUAAUGGCAUCAAAAUCACGAGCGAUCAGCCAAACACCGUAAGGUAUUCGUCCCAAGGAAGUCGAGCUGAGGAUGAGGAUGACCGCUCUUGUUGCCCGACUUGCACGCGUGUGCUAGGAAGCUCCUGUCGUUGUGUUGAGGUUCCUUACGGAUACCUGCUCGACGAUGAGGCGCCUUCCGAAGGCAUGGAGAGCAUAGAACGUAGGGCAAAUGCACUAAAUCUCACCGACGAGCGACUAUUUCGCCUAUUAAAGAAAUCAGGCACCGCAGGCGUACCGGCGGAUGGCCGCCUCAACUUCAAAAACUUUUGGUCAUCGGGUGGCUCUUACAAUCUGGAAGUGGCUAUUGAAGCUGUUCGUGAGCUUGAUAGGCAUCAAGGCUAUCUCAGUGUCAGAGAUUUUGACCCUGACGGCCAUUUCAUUACCUACAGGAUUGGAAAUCCCAUUUUUGGAUGCGUAGGAACGACCCUAGAAGAUGAAACCUCUGGAAACAUUUGUGCCCCUCCCAUCAGAUUCGACUCCCAAAUCGGUGUUUUAGCACCUUAUAAUAGACUUAUCGUUCUUGCAGGGCUCAGUACAAUAAUGACAAAGUCAACAGACAACAACCCUUUCUUCGAAUCUAGCUAUUUCGACAGGUUAGAUGUCCAGGAGCACCUCCGUCCCGAAAAAUCUGAAUAUGGGUCUACAAAACACCUCGAUAAUCCCCGCACCAUAAACACACAUUUUUUUCAUUUCACUUGGUACGAAGUGAGCACUAGACAACAGUUUUCCAGCUCGUGGAAGAUGGGGAGCCUUCAUAAGAAAGUGUCGCUUUCACUUUGCGAGGUUGCAAACACGUUCCAAGCGAUUUCUUACGAUCGUAGCAAAUUCUGGACAAUCUUGGUUCUGCUCCCACCUGAUGGAUUCAAAUCCCAGAUUGAUGAGUGGGAGUUUAAAGCCAUAGCCUCCAAAAACUUUCCUCUCCUAGUAUUAAUGGCGAGGCUUUGUAUCCUUGCUCUAAGAUCGGCAUGGGUUGGAUGGUACACCUUAGUUCAAUACAUUGAUGGGCUUCUUGGCACGGGUAGCGAGAUAUUUGAUCUGGAAGCUCAUGAUAACUUGAUUUUUGAAGAUGAUCUCUACACCCGAUCAAAGAGGUAUUUCUGGGUUAUCAAUUGCCUUAACGAAUCGGAAAAGGUAAUUACCCGCAAUACACAGGUUUGGGUUGGAUACCGAGACAAUGUCCUAUUUCCGUUUGGCCAAACGCUGCUGAAAGAAGGCGAUGCAGAAAUGAGCAAAGAACUUGAUGGUGCUAUUCAAGAGUGUAAUGAGAGACAAGUUGAUCUUGAAAACAUCAAAAAAGAGUUUAACGAGCAACGAACAAAAGCUAUUGCACUUCGGGAUGGAUUAUUUUCCGCAAGCGCAGUCAUGGAAUCUCGAGCCUCGACACGACUGGGAGAGAAUGUAAAGCUCCUGACCUAUGUCAGCAUCUUCUACUUACCCUUGGCAUUUUGCACAUCCAUCUGGAGCACAACCGAUACCUUCGGCUACCACAAUCUCGCCUACACAAUGGUUGCUGUAGGCCUCCUCACCUACCUGAUCGUCUUCAACCUGAACCUCCUCGUCUCCUUCUCUAAAUCUUCAUACUCAUCCUUCAAAAAGUGUAUUUUGUCCUCAAUGCAAGCCGAUUCCCGCAAGUCAUGGAAAAAGAAAGGAGUGCUGUUUCAUGAGUAUAGACCUAGGGAGAGUGCCGAACGGUCGAAGCCAAGUGAGUGGUGGAUUUUGGUCUAUUUAUUGCAGAGGUGUUUGGAUGUUGUGUUGUUUAGGAAGAGGGAGAAGAGGGAGGAUGCUAACGCUGAGAAUGAGGUGGCAUAAGGGACGAGAAAUUGUUUGCUAGAUUGUUGAGGUCACGAAGAAAACGCCAUCUGCAGCGCCAGGUAGCAGCGCAGAUGCUGCUUAAGCAUUGAUUAGUCUUACGGGGUGGAGCAUCUCCGUCGAUUCCAUCAUUUUAGGGACACUUCAGUUUUUCUUUCUGCAUUGAAUAUAUCAUAAUUCCCAUUUCGACGUUGGCGGCCAUAUAUAGGCAGAUCAACAAACGAGGUUUGAUGACGGGAUGUAACAGAGCCGCAGAUUACUGAGGCCCACAGCUAGCUAGUCGACAAAACCGAGAAGCGAG
Molecule: messenger RNA, 2335 nt
Organism: Hyaloscypha bicolor E
Lineage: Eukaryota; Fungi; Ascomycota; Leotiomycetes; Helotiales; Hyaloscyphaceae
Exons: 5
Coding region: 25-2034 (669 amino acids)
Source: RefSeq, a predicted model, not a curated record